Messenger RNA from Suillus subaureus, 348 nucleotides. RefSeq lists its product as uncharacterized. Lineage: Eukaryota; Fungi; Basidiomycota; Agaricomycetes; Boletales; Suillaceae. The transcript has a single exon. The record is from RefSeq and is a predicted model, not a curated record. The coding region runs from base 1 to 348 and encodes 115 amino acids.
AUGAUUAGAUUACAUGUAUGGCAGCAGAAUCUCAACACCUCCCUCACCGCACAACACUCCCUCCUCAAUGGUCCCAUCACCAACAAAUGGGAUGUGAUAGCACUACAAGAACCACACAUAAACCACAUGAAAAACACAAUAUCAUCACCAUACUUCCAUGCUAUAUACCCAACAACUCACUUCUCUUCUCCCAAAACCACCUCACACGCUGUUACUCUAAUCUCUAAAUCCCUUAAUACUAACUCCUGGCAGCAAAUCCCCUUCCCCUCCCCUGAUGUAGUCGUCACUCAAUUUCUUGGCCCAUUUGGACAAUGCACAGUGUUCAACAUCUACAACAACUGCACCUGA